Messenger RNA from Meyerozyma guilliermondii ATCC 6260, 582 nucleotides. It is a transcript of the gene HAM1, whose product is annotated as nucleoside triphosphate pyrophosphohydrolase. Gene Ontology annotation, molecular function: nucleoside triphosphate diphosphatase activity. The transcript has a single exon. The record is from RefSeq and is a predicted model, not a curated record. NCBI's taxonomy places the organism in Eukaryota, Fungi, Ascomycota, Pichiomycetes, Serinales, Debaryomycetaceae. The coding region runs from base 1 to 582 and encodes 193 amino acids. Gene Ontology annotation, cellular component: cytoplasm. Gene Ontology annotation, biological process: nucleoside triphosphate catabolic process.
AUGUCCACCAUAACUUUUGUCACAGGAAAUGCCAACAAGCUCAAAGAAGUAGUGGCCAUUCUCGCCACUGGGGACUCCCCAGAUGGGGCCAAGGUGGGAAAGUACCUUAUAACAAACAAAUCUCUUGAUUUGGACGAACUUCAAGGCUCCAUCGAAGAAGUCACCAUCCACAAAGCCAAGUCAGCAGCAGAGAUUUUGAACGGACCAGUGUUGGUAGAGGAUACCUGUUUGGGAUUCGAUGCUUUUAAUGAUUUACCAGGACCAUAUAUCAAGUGGUUUGUAAAAAGUAUUGGACUUCAAGGUUUGGUAGACAUGCUUUAUAAAUUUGACGAUAAAGGUGCCAAGGCUAUAUGUACAUUUGGAUACUGUGCGGGACCCGGAGAGAAGGUGGAGUUGUUCCAAGGAAUUACCCAUGGCCGUAUAGUAGAUAGUAGGGGACCUACGAACUUUGGAUGGGAUUCGGUGUUUGAACCCGAUGGGUUUGACAAGACUUAUGCUGAGCUUGAUAAAAGCGUGAAAAAUGGAAUCAGCCAUAGGUACAAGGCGCUUACCAAAGUGAGGGAGUACCUUGUUAAUAAUUGA